Molecule: messenger RNA, 423 nt
Organism: Plasmodium knowlesi strain H
Lineage: Eukaryota; Apicomplexa; Aconoidasida; Haemosporida; Plasmodiidae
Product: conserved Plasmodium protein, unknown function
Exons: 2
Coding region: 1-423 (140 amino acids)
Source: RefSeq, a predicted model, not a curated record
AUGGUCCUCCUCACGGCACAGCGGAAGCCUGUGCUUUGCGUGAGUAAGAACGGAGAAGAGAAGGAGGUUACACGCGGCGAUUAUGUUAAAACGGUGGAGGAAGAAUCCAUCGAGUGCGAAAUAAAUAAAAAAAGAAAAAAAUGGACUCCGCGCAAACUCCAGAAGGAGUUCACCAAACAGAAGCAUGAUCUGGUUUGUCUGAGUCGUUAUCGUUACCACCCUUUUAAGGUUCUCUGUCAGAAUGGUUUUUCUUUUUUGCAACCAGGGGAAAGCUACUACACCUGCAGUAAUAAAAUGCAGAAGAGAAACUACAAACUAAUUUUCGAGAACCUGUGUUCGUCCCCGUCGAUUCAAAUUUCCUUCUGUGGAAUUCUCAUGACCGCAAUUGCAGCCUUGGUGGAUCUGAAUAAAAGACGAUUGUGA